AUGUGCUUCAUCUUCACGUGCGGCGAGCACACCUUCCGCAAGGAGGUCGAGGGCUACGAGGGCAUCGUCUGCCGGUGCUACAACUGCGGAAACUACAGCGGCCACGUCAUCAAGAGCCACCCGUGGUUCACCUUUUGCUUCAUCCCCGUCAUCCCGCUCUCCAUCCACGGCUACGAAGACGUGACCUGCCACGUCUGCAACUUUGCGCAGCCCCUCGACCACAGGCAGGACGUGCAGGCGAUGCGAGGCGGAGGAGGCGGAGGAGGAGUACCGUUGCAACAACAACAGGGGCCGCCGCCGGGUCAGUACGGCCAGGGCCCUCCGCCGGGAUGGGGCGGGGGGCCGCCGCCGCCACAUGGGCAGUCACCAGGACCGAAUGAGCCGAUGAGGUAUGGGUGA
Messenger RNA from Thyridium curvatum, 399 nucleotides. RefSeq lists its product as uncharacterized. The transcript is spliced from 2 exons. The record is from RefSeq and is a predicted model, not a curated record. The coding region runs from base 1 to 399 and encodes 132 amino acids. Lineage: Eukaryota; Fungi; Ascomycota; Sordariomycetes; Thyridiales; Thyridiaceae.